Messenger RNA from Aspergillus puulaauensis, 1959 nucleotides. It is a transcript of the gene CDC6, whose product is annotated as AAA family ATPase CDC6. NCBI's taxonomy places the organism in Eukaryota, Fungi, Ascomycota, Eurotiomycetes, Eurotiales, Aspergillaceae. The transcript is spliced from 2 exons. Gene Ontology annotation, biological process: DNA replication initiation; cell division; mitotic DNA replication checkpoint signaling. Gene Ontology annotation, cellular component: nucleus. The coding region runs from base 1 to 1959 and encodes 652 amino acids. Gene Ontology annotation, molecular function: ATP hydrolysis activity; DNA replication origin binding. The record is from RefSeq and is a predicted model, not a curated record.
AUGGCCGCAACGAUAUUGGGGAAGCGCCAGCGGGGUGCCAUUGAGACAGAAGCUUCCUUACCGCUACGCAGCAACAGCAGGCGCCGAAUACAACCACCCCGAAUCCAUCGAGAGAAUAACCAAGUCCCGGCACCGCCGACACGCCAACUUCGAUCUCGCACAAAGCACAGCGACGACUUCCAAUCAGAAAAUGACGCUACUACAAAAGAUUGCGUGGUUGAGGCUGGCCGACCAAAGAAAAUAGAUGUCCAGAAGGAGCAAGAACCGUACUCUUCAAAAAAGAAUUCCCUACCGGUUAUAUCAGAGUUGCCCGGUGGUAAGGGUCAUACGGCAGCACAAGAUGGAUCGCAGUCAGUUUGCGCAGACGAAAAUCUGAAACCUGUGCAAGUCAAAACCCCUUCAAAAGCUAGAUAUCGAAACGCCCUUGAAUCACCGCCGAUUACACCAAAGCACCGAGUACAAGUUGGGGGCAAAAGCCUCACACCCCGUACACCUCGCCAGAUAGGAACUCCGACAACGGCUCAGACCAUUUACACGCAAGCCCGUCAGCUAUUUGCGCGAGGUGCAAGCUCUGGGCGGAUUAUUGGCCGUGAUGCGGAGAGAGAAAAGCUUGCCACGUUCAUCGAGGAUGGCAUGCAAUCAUGCAGUGGUGGGUGUAUGUAUGUCAGUGGGCCCCCGGGUACAGGCAAGAGUGCUCUUGUUAAGGAAGUACUCGAGGGGCUUAACCUCAAACCUGUGAGAGUCGCACAGAUCAACUGUGCGAGUAUGAGAACCGCACGGGACGUCUACAGCAAGCUUAUUGAGGAUCUCUGUGACGACGGCGAAGUUUUCAAGAAGAGUGAGGCUGAUAGACUGAAAAGCAUGUUUUUGCCCAACAAGAAAGAAGCCAACAAGCAUGACAUGUUUCUGGUCAUGCUGGAUGAGAUUGACCAUCUCCUCACCGCGGAUUCUGGGAUUCUUCAAUCUUUGUUUGAGUGGUCAUUGCAGCGGGAGUCAAAGGUGAUGCUUAUUGGUAUUGCCAAUGCACUCGACCUGACUGACCGUUCUCUACCUCAAUUGAAAGCGAAGAAUCUCAAGCCUCUUCUACUCCCUUUCCUACCUUACAACGCCGGCCAAAUCGCAAACGUGGUAAUCAAUCGCCUUCGAUCAUUGCUCCCGGAAGGACAAACGGAGGACCCGAAUUUCAUUCCUUUUGUCCAUCCUGCAGCCGUCCAGCUGUGUGCAAAGAAGGUUGCUUCGCAAACUGGAGAUCUGCGAAAGGCGUUUGAACUGAUUAAACGGGCAGUCGACCUGAUUGAACAGGAAACGAUGCAAAAACUAGAGAAGGGGAUUCCAAAUAGCCCGUCAAGGACUAUUUUAGUAGAGAACAACAACCUCUCGUCAUCUCCCAAACAAUCACUGCCAAAGUCAGGCUCCGUGCUCCCUUACACAAUCCUCACGGCGCCUCGAGCUAGUCUGCCACAUAUCGCCAAAAUUACGUCCUCGGUUUUUGGACAGGGAACUACACAGAGGCUAAAGUGCCUGAACCUUCAGCAAAAAGCUGCCAUUUGUGCGUUGGUGGCACUCGACCGAAAACGGCGCGAGUGCGACAUCCCAGGAACCCCGUCAAAGUCAAAAAAUUCAGCUCCAACAGUCAAACAAAUAUUCGAUGCGUACUGCACCCUAUGCAGGGCAGACAAUAUUCUACACCCGUUAACGGCGACGGAGUUCAAAGAUGUUCUUGGAAGCCUGGAGACUUUAGGGCUUGUCGGUGAAUACCAAAGUCGAGGUAGAGGCGGUACGGUCUCUGGUGGCACAGAUCUCCGACGUACACCCUCAAAGUCCAGUGGAACAUCAUUGAGCAAGGCAUUGGAUGAACAGAGCCUUGUUUGCUUCGUAUCGCAGAAAGAGAUCGAGAGCCAGAUCACUGGCCCUGGCGAGGGUAUCCUUAGGAGGUUGUUCUCAGGUGAAGGCCUCUAA